This is a messenger RNA of Sorex araneus (European shrew), 1737 nucleotides long. It is a transcript of the gene ADAD1, whose product is annotated as adenosine deaminase domain containing 1. The transcript is spliced from 11 exons. Gene Ontology annotation, cellular component: cytoplasm; nucleolus. Gene Ontology annotation, biological process: adenosine to inosine editing; RNA processing. Gene Ontology annotation, molecular function: double-stranded RNA adenosine deaminase activity; tRNA-specific adenosine deaminase activity; double-stranded RNA binding. The record is from RefSeq and is a predicted model, not a curated record. Bases 4 to 1737 code for a protein of 577 amino acids. NCBI's taxonomy places the organism in Eukaryota, Metazoa, Chordata, Mammalia, Eulipotyphla, Soricidae.
AAAAUGUCAGGCCACAACGACUGGUUCCAGAGCUCCCGGGUCCCCAGCUUCGCACAGAUGCUGAAGAAGAACCUGCCGGUGCAGCCACCCACGCACACAGUCACCGCACCGCCCGGUUACUCACGGGAGAGCUACAGCCUGUCCUCCAUGGCCUCCAAGGUCACACCAGUGACAGGUAAUUUUCCAGAGCCACUGCUUUCCAAAGGUCUUUCAUCUAUAUCAAAUCCUGUCCUUCCUCCAAAGAAAAUACCAAAGGAAUUUAUAAUGAAAUACAGGCGUGGAGAGAUAAACCCUGUGUCAGCCUUGCACCAAUUUGCACAAAUGCAGAGGGUUCAGCUUGACCUUAAGGAAACUGUAACAACAGGCAAUGUGAUGGGACCAUAUUUUGCUUUUUGUGCUGUGGUGGAUGGUAUUCAGUACAAGACUGGACUUGGACAAAAUAAAAAGGAGUCUAGAUCCAAUGCAGCAAAAUUGGCUCUGGAUGAGCUUCUACAAUUGGAAGAACCUGAACCAAGAAUUACAGAAACAUCAGGUCCUCCUCCGAUCCCUGCAGAACCUAUUGUUUCACCUGAACCAGUGUAUGUUUCAAAAGUACAUUACGAAGGAAGAAAUGUUCAGUAUGCAAAAAUUUCACAGAUUGUUCAAGAAACAUUUAAUCAACUAAUCUCUAAUCAUUCAGAUUAUCUAAAAUGUAGCAAUUCACUGGCUGCAUUUAUAAUUGAAAGAGCUGGACAGCAUGAAGUGGUAGCCAUAGGCACAGGUGAAUACAAUUACAGCCAGUGCAUCAAGCCCGAUGGACGGGUGCUACAUGACACCCAUGCUGUUGUGACAGCAAGGCGGUCUCUCCUCAGGUACUUUUAUAGACAGCUUCUACUCUUCUACAGCAAAAAUCCUGCUAUGAUGGAAAAGUCAGUAUUUUGUACAGAACCAGCUUCUAAUUUGCUAACUUUUAAACAGAAUAUCAACAUUUACCUCUAUAUGAACCAGUUGCCUAAAGGAUCAGCCCAGAUAAAGUCACAACUGCGUCUUAAUCCACAUUCUAUAUCUGCAUUUGAAGCCAAUGAGGAACUGAGUCUCCAUGUAGCUGUUGAAGGGAAGAUUUAUCUGACUGUCUACUGUCCUGCAGAUGUUGUCAACAGAGUCAGUAGUAUGUCUUCCAGUGACAAGCUGACCAGAUGGGAAGUGCUGGGUGUGCAGGGAGCAUUGCUGAGCCACUUCAUUCAGCCUGUUUAUGUCAGCAGUAUUCUUGUUGGUGAUGGAAAUUGCAAUGAUACUAGAGGCUUAGAAAUUGCUAUAAAGCAGCGUGUUGAUGAUGCACUCACUUCAAAACUCCCAAUGUUUUACUUGGUCAACAGGCCUCAAAUUAGUUUAGUUCCUUCUGUAUAUUCUCUUCAAACAAACUCAGAGUAUAAAUCCCUGAGUUUGAACUGGGCACAAGGGGACAUUUCUUUGGAGAUUGUGGAUGGUCUAAGUGGGAAGAUCACUGAAAGUUCCCCAUUUAAAAGUGGUGUGUCGAUGGCAAGUCGGCUUUGUAAAGCUGCUAUGUUAAAUCGAUUUAACCUGCUUGCCAAGGAAGCGAAGAAAGAUGAUUUACUAGAAGCUAGUACAUAUCAUGCAGCUAAGUGUAUGUCUGGUUCCUAUCAAGAAGCUAAAACUUUGUUGAAAUCCUACUUACAGCAACACGGCUAUGGCUCCUGGAUCGUGAAAUCUCCCUGUAUUGAGCAGUUUAGUAUGUGA